Exaiptasia diaphana is the source of this 1047-nucleotide messenger RNA. Its product is annotated as fibropellin-1. The record is from RefSeq and is a predicted model, not a curated record. Gene Ontology annotation, biological process: establishment or maintenance of epithelial cell apical/basal polarity; heterophilic cell-cell adhesion. The transcript is spliced from 6 exons. Bases 1 to 945 code for a protein of 314 amino acids. Gene Ontology annotation, cellular component: plasma membrane; protein-containing complex. NCBI's taxonomy places the organism in Eukaryota, Metazoa, Cnidaria, Anthozoa, Actiniaria, Aiptasiidae.
AUGGCGGACAAUUGUUUGCCAAACCCUUGUCAAAAUGGCGGACAAUGUACCGUGAAAGACGGAGGAGCAAACUACACCUGUACUUGUACUAAUCACACUGGAAGACAUUGUGAAAUCAACAUGUGUGAUCCAAACCMUUGUCAAAAUGGCGGACAAUGCACCGUGAAAGAUGGAGGAASAAACUACACCUGUACUUGUGUUGGGCACACUGGAAGAAAUUGUGAAAUAAAUAUGUGUGAUCCAAACCCGUGUCAAAAUGGCGGACAAUGUACCGUGAAAGAUGCAGGAACUAACUACACCUGUGCUUGUGUUGGUCACACUGGAAGGAAUUGUGAAAUCAAUAUGUGUGAUCCAAACCCUUGUCAAAAUGGCGCCCAAUGCACUGUAAAAGAUGGGGGAGCCAACUACACAUGCACUUGUUAUCUUGUGAAUACUAGUGGAAGACACUGUGAGCUUAAAAAAUGUGUACUGUUUGACUUUGAAAGUGGACGACUUGACGGCUGGACCCUGACAGGAACAGCAUUCAACAACCAGCCAACCUACGGUGAUAAUCCUCCCGUACGAGGAGCUUCCCCAUCUAACCUUCGAGGAGACUGGUAUGUUGCUACAUAUGAAAACAGACCCAGUCCUUCUUAUCCAGGAGGUAAAAUACAAACAGAUAUACCAMAGGGCACUGCGACCUCUCCACCAUUCCUAAUUUUAGGAACAAAACUGAGGUUUCUGAUUGGCGGAGGUAGAAAAGUUAACUCAGAACUACUCGAGCUCCUCAUUGGCGGAUUGGUGAUAGUCAAGGCAACAAGCACGCAAAACACUAAUACCAUGGAGCAAAAAGAGUUCGAUGUGUCAUCACGGAUAGGCCAGGUAGCUCAGGUUCGGCUUGUUGACGUGUCGUCAAGUGAAUGGGGUGUUAUCAGCGUUGAUCACAUUGAGGACAUUUGCAAAUAGUAAAUCAAAGCAAACGCUAAGCUUUUAACAAGGUGCACUUUCCAAAGACUUUUUAGUAUAAUAAUGAAGAAAUAACUUUAUUAAUGCCGUCCAAAGGGCUCU